Molecule: messenger RNA, 2178 nt
Organism: Naegleria fowleri
Lineage: Eukaryota; Heterolobosea; Eutetramitea; Acrasida; Naegleriidae
Exons: 3
Coding region: 1-2178 (725 amino acids)
Molecular function (GO): oxidoreductase activity
Source: RefSeq, a predicted model, not a curated record
AUGACCAAUCCAACCACUCAAUCUUCUACACCUCGAACCCUCCAACAACAAACACCACCACAAGAAAAGAAACCAAUCUCCGUCUUUCAUGAAGGUGAAAUUCAAUUUCAAAAGAAAGCCAAUACCUUUGAAUUUGCCAAUACUCUCGGACCUCGUAAAAUCACUUCAAAUGUUCCUCCCGAAUAUCAUCAUUUCCUCACCAAUCGUAUGGUAGUGUAUGUAGCCUCUUAUAAUGAUCAAACCCAUGAAUGUUGGUGUUCUGCCAUUUGGGCAUCUCCUCGUCAAGAACAUUUGAAAGAAUUGGAGCAUCAAGUUCCGUCCAUCAUUGAGAAGUCAUCCUUCAUGAAAGACUCUCAUCUUCCUUCGUAUAUGGAAGAGAAGGAUUAUCCUUGGAUUCCUCUCUCGACCAUUGUUGAGGCUGAAGAUACAGAAGAACGUUUAUGCUCCUUGUAUGAUCCGUGUAAUGUUGCGAGUGGCGAUUCGUGGCUGCAUUUGAAUUAUUUGAAUGCGAAUCACUUUGAGAAAUUGGUGGAUGUGUCUCGAGAUGGAAAGAUCAUUCGAGUGUUGAAGGCACCUCACGAUCAAGAUCCCAUGUGGCAAUCGUGUCGAGAAGGUGGAAAAUGGGUGAGUUUGAAUUUUCUUGAUCUCGAGUCAAGAAAACGCUACCGAACGAAUGGAAUUCUCACAAAAGCCAUUUCCUCUUCUGGAUUUGAAAUAGAGGUGCAUGAGGCCUUCUCCACAUGUCCAAAAUACAUUCAACAGAGAGCUGUUGUGAAAGUUUAUAAAGAGGAAGAACGAAAAGAAGGAACAGUCAAUUUGCUAAUGGCUGAUAAAACCAUUACACCAGGAGAUGAAUCUUCAUAUUUGAGUGAAGAUGUGAUCAACUUUAUCGUGGGUUCUGAUACCAUGAUGAUUGCUACGAUUCAUCAAACGGUUGGGGCAGAUUGUUCACAUCGAGGAGGAAGACCUGGUUUUAUUAGGGUCUUGGAUAGAAAAACGUUAGUUUGGGGAGAUUACGUUGGAAAGGGCAUGUUUCAAACUCUUGGAAAUACUGUCAAUUGUCCAAAUGCAGGACUUUUAUUUGUGGAUUUCGAGAAUGGACAUCUUCUUCAACUUACAGGUGAUAUUCAAAUAAUAUGGAGAGAGGUUGGAACAAGUUUAGAUGGUAGUGACCGAACAGUGCUUUUUCACACCAAAAGAUGGAUGCUUUUUCAACAUUCAUGUCCAUUUGUUUGGCAGUUUGUCUCCAUGUCCUCUCAUAAUCCUUUACUUAAUGAUAUGAACGAGUUGGAAAAAUUGAAUCCAAAUCAUUCUCUUCCAGUGGUCGAUGUUGCUCCUCUCAUGAAACAGAAACAUUUGAAAGAUAUUGUACAUGCACGAUUGGAAAGAAUUAUUCCAGUGACAGCAGAAGUCAAAACUUUUGGAUUUAAAAUUUCAGAAAAUAAGACAGUCUCCAUUCAACCGGGACAGUAUGCCACAUUUACUUUGUCUUUGGACCAUCCAUAUAUGAGAAGUUGGACCGUGUCAUCUGCACAAUAUGUGACCCUUCCAGAUAUUCACCAAGACACGUCCAUUAACAAUACGAACUACUUUGAAAUAUCGGUCAAAAAGCAGGAUCUUGGGGCAACAAGUACCUGGUUGCAUGAUCAUGCAAAAUAUGGAGAUGAACUGUUUUUAAUGGGUAUAGAAGGAAAUUUCACAUUGCAAACGUCAUAUCAUGUAACCAAGAAAAAGAAGUCACAAAACAAAGAAACUCAGUGGAAAGUCUUGUUUUUGAGUGGUGGAAUUGGAAUCACUCCUUUCGUUUCAAUGAUCAGAGGUGUUUACAAUAGCUUGAAAAAGUCCAUUCUUUCCCAAGAUACCAAGCCUAAUAUUGUAAUUAUUCAUAGUGAAAAGUUUGAAAAGGAGAUUCCCUUUAGAGAAGAGCUGGAAAAUUUACACAAGGAAAAAGUGAUUGAUCAACUCUUGUUCUGUAUCACACGAGAGAAAGAUCUGAAAGGAGAAAGUAUAAAAUGUCAACGUUUGGAUAAGAGUUUAAUAAUGGACACUGUCAAAGACAUUGACGAAAGAGUAGUGUAUGUUUGUGGACCUGGACCAUUUAAUGAUAGUAUGAUUCGAAUUAUGCAAGAUUUGAAGGUUCAUGCAAAGAAUAUUAUGAUUGAAAGCUUUGAUUAUUAA